CACGGCUUCCGAAGCGAGAAUGCAGGUGCUUUCAUCGCAUCACCUUUCAGCCAGUGCCCGCCUCCCGCACAGGAGGAAUGUGAAAUGCACCUGAACUGGAUCCCACAUGAGGAAGAAUGACUGACUGGCUAAAAAGUCACCAACUUGUUCCGUCUCUCAAGUUUAUCUCGCAGAACCGACACUAAAAAAACGUAACCGCACGCGCGCUUUUUUACUCCUGGCCAAACAACAAAGCGGCUCUGACAAAAAUGGACGAGUGCUGCACAUCAGGCGAGGCAUCGGAGAGGCUGAGAAUACACAGAGAAAUAGAAAGACAACUUCGCCGUGAUAAAAGAGACCUUCACAGAGAGCUGAAGCUGCUGCUUUUAGGGACUGGUGAGAGCGGGAAGAGCACCUUCAUCAAGCAGAUGAGGAUCAUCCACGGGAAGGGCUACAGCGAAGCCGACAAGAAAGGCUUCAUCCGACUGGUGAACCAGAACAUCGUCACUGCCAUCCAGGCGCUGAUCGACGCCAUGAGGACCCUGAAGAUUGACUACGUCGACGACCAGAACAUUAACAAUGCAAAUAGAUUAAGCCAGCUGGAUGUAACCCAGACAACAGAAAUGUGGGAGUCUUGGCAAGUGGACGCCAUUAGGAGAGUCUGGAACGACCACGGCGUUCAAAAGUGCUACGAACGACGGAGAGAGUACCAGAUAUCAGACUCUGCCAAAUAUUACCUGAGCGACUUGGACAGAAUCUGCAGCCCGCAGUACAUCCCCACUCUGCAGGACAUCUUGAGGGUCAGGGUGGCCACCACAGGGAUCAUAGAGUACCCCUUUGACCUGUCAAAGGUCAUCUUCAGGAUGGUGGAUGUGGGCGGCCAGCGCUCCGAGAGGAAAAAAUGGAUCCACUGUUUCGAGGACGUCACCUCUGUGGUGUUCUUGGCGGCGCUCAGCGAAUACGACCAAGUCCUGGUGGAGAGCAAAGACGACAACCGGCUGAAGGAGAGUCUGGCUCUGUUCGAGACCAUCAUGUCCUACAAGUGGUUUCAGGAGUCCUCCACCAUCCUCUUUCUGAACAAGAAGGACUUGCUAGAAGAGAAAAUCGCAACGUCUCACUUGGCUGACUAUUUUCCAGAAUUUACUGGACCUCAACGCGACGCAGAGGCGGCCAAAAAGUUCAUCCUGAAAAUGUACGUGGAUCGGCACAUCGGCCGCCACAAGCCCCUCUACACGCACUACACCUGUGCCACAGACACCGAGAACAUCAAGGUCGUCUUCAAAGCUGUGAAGGACACACUCCUCCAAGAUAAUCUCGAGAGGUUCGGCCUCGAGUGAAGGAGUAAAUAUAAAGCUGGCCCUCGGCCCUGCGGGGUCACGUCUGACACUUCUAAGGAUGUUUAAAAUGUUAAAUUCUGUAAUUUAUUAUGAAAGGCUGAUAAUAAAUGCUUUUAAAUGUAUUAUUUUUAUUUAACAUGAGAUAAACAAAAAACCCACUUUUCUCGGAAAGCUCUGGAAUUCUUUAAAGUCUUUAAAUGUUCAGAUCUUUUUAGAUGGGUUUCACUGUAACCUGUCUUUUAAAAAAUGCUGCAAAUCCAGUUCUGUCUGAAGAGAAAAAUGAAAACCUCGCAGACGACAGCCAUGCGUCAUUCCAAAGCUUUUUGUCCUUUUCAUAUGAUUAUCAUUUAGAAUUACCAGUUUGUAUAUGGGACUAACUUUCUCUCUGUCACUCUUUGAAAAAUAAUACAGCUGUAAAAACCCG
Molecule: messenger RNA, 1740 nt
Organism: Oryzias latipes (Japanese medaka)
Lineage: Eukaryota; Metazoa; Chordata; Actinopteri; Beloniformes; Adrianichthyidae
Product: guanine nucleotide-binding protein subunit alpha-11
Biological process (GO): adenylate cyclase-modulating G protein-coupled receptor signaling pathway
Cellular component (GO): cytoplasm; heterotrimeric G-protein complex
Molecular function (GO): GTPase activity; GTPase activator activity; G-protein beta/gamma-subunit complex binding
Source: RefSeq, a predicted model, not a curated record